This is a messenger RNA of Rotaria sp. Silwood1, 744 nucleotides long. The record is from the annotation of a GenBank genome assembly. NCBI's taxonomy places the organism in Eukaryota, Metazoa, Rotifera, Eurotatoria, Philodinida, Philodinidae.
AUGCCAUGCGGGAUUGAAAGGGUUAAUGGUCCUUUUCCAAAUGAUUCAUUGAAUAAUUUAUUAUAUCACUUUCCAAAACUUCAUCAUUUAUCAAUUAAUUACCUUACUGCUUCUCGUGUCGAAAAUAGUGAAACCCAUGCUACUUCAUUAUUAAAACAUUUAAAAUAUGUUUCACUUAAACUUUAUUUAAUUGCAUUUAAUAAAUUCGAACAAAUUGUACAAACAUUUUUUGGUGAUAUUGAAGUUUUACGGAUUUCAACACAAUAUGAUACAGCAUAUUUAGAUGCAAAACGAUGGGAACAUUUAAUAACAUCUUAUUUGCCGAAUUUACGUAUUUUUGAUAUACAUCAUGAUGGUGGUGUACAACGUAAUCAGUUAACCUAUCAUGAUUUAAUUAAUCAAUUUAGAUCAUCCUUUUGGAUUGAACGAGAUUGGUUUUUUGCACAUCAACAUGAUUGGCUUGAACGGUUACACAGUGGAGUUUUUUAUUCAACUGAACCAUAUAGUACAAAAACAAAUAAGAAUCCAGCCAAUUAUUUUCCAAAUGCUACGGAAUUAACAAUUGAACAUUGUCUUGAAAAACUUGAUGAUUUAUUGGUACAAACACUAAAUAGUAUUGUUCCCGUACGUCAACUUAUCAAAUUAAUUAUUAAACAUUUUCAUAUUAAAUUUGAUCAAUUUCUUAAUGUAUUAUAUUUGACACCACAUUUACAUACAUUUAAAAGUGAUUUUUUUAUCUCUUGA